CUACUCGGACACUUGACUUUACGAACCCGGAAAUGGGUGUAUCGUUAUUUUUAGUCCCCUGACUUUUCAUCAUGAAGGAAGCGAGUAUGGCUUUCCCUGUGAGUAUGGGGGCUCUGCUCCAGUCGAACCUCUUGGAGGACGCUGCUCACCGAGAUGAUGGGUUGUGUGUUGUCGGUAUUUUCGGUAAAAGCAGCAUGCAGCCCGGACCGUUGAAGGAGUCCCUUAUCAACACACUGGCGGACAAACACAUCUUCUCACUGUUCGGUGAACCGGAGGACAGCGGCACCGCAGACAGCAACAUCCAGGCUUUCUACAGCCAGGAGAACCGGGUGCUCUAAUUAUGCGACAGCCGACAGCUACUGCGCGCCUGCCAGUCUCUGAGCGCCGACACCGGCCACUCCGAAGCUCACGACUUCUGGAAAGGCCUGGACAGGCAACACUGCCUCCACCUGCUCUACAUGUUCUCCGUGUGCCAUGUCCUCCUUCUCGUCCACCCCAACCAGACCUUCGAUGUCACCUACGACCGUCUCUUCAGAGCCUUGGAUGCCCUACGGCAGAAGGUCUUGCCUCUGAUCCGAGCUGCCAUCAAAGACUGUCCCGUGUCCAAAGAAUGGAAGGUGAACUGUCGACCCUGCCCUCCACGCCUGCUCUUCGUCUUCCAGAUGAAUGGCACUCUGAAGGUUUCGGCAAAUGGCUCUGAGUCUGGAGCAAACCCUGACAAGCCCAAAAAGCACUCUCCCAGGAGGAGGCUGCAGCAUGCCCUGGAGGACCAAAUUUAUCGCAUCUUCCGUAAAAGCAGGGUCCUUACCAACCAAAGCAGCAAUUGCUUGUUCACUGUGCCUGCCAACCAAGCAUUUGUUUAUGUGAUACCAGCAGCAGAUGAGGACCCUGUGGGUGCCUUGCUUGGUCAGUUGCGGUCCAACUGCAUCUUGUGUGACCAAGACUCCACCACCUCAGUGUCAGGACCGAGGCGUUAUCAGCAGAUGCGACGCUCCGCUCGGCAGUCAAGCUGCAACAGAGACUCAGGCAGUACGUCAAUGAGCAGUCAGCUGGUGGACUACAACUUGAAGGAAUUCCUCUGGCAGCAUGUGGAGCUAGUGCUGAACAAGAAAGGCUUUGACGACAGUGUAGGCCGCAACCCGCAGCCUUCGCACUUUGAGCUACCAACCUACUCCAAAUGGGUCCAAGUUGCCUCCAAGCUCCACCAAGUCCUAAUUAGCAACACAGAUGAAGAAAUGGUUGAGCUAGCCACAAAAGUCCAAAGCCAGCUGAAGGUUUUGGAGAGUUCUCUCGACGCUGACACAAAGUUCUCUGAGAACAGGUGUCAAAAAGCUCUGCCACUGGCUCACAGCGCUUACCAGUCCAACCUUCCCCAUAAUUACACCACUACGGUGCACAAAAACCAGCUGGUGCAGGCUGUUCGAGUGUACAGCCAACAUGCUCGUGGUGUGGCUUUCCAGCGCUACAAACUGCAGCUUAAUGAGGACUGCUACAAGUUCUGGAGCAAUGGCCACCAGCUGUGUGAGGAGAGAAGCCUGACUGACCAACACUGUGUCCACAAGUUCCACCUGCUGCCUAAGCCAGGUGAGAAGCCAGACAUGGAUCGCAAUCCACCCAUCCUGAACCACAACAGUAGGGGGCGCUCCACCAGCUCCUGUAACUGUGGCAGGAAACAGGCCCCACGAGAGGAUCCCUUUGACAUCCAGGCUGCCAAUUACGACUUCUACCAGAUGCUAGAGGAGAAAUGCUGUGGGAAGCUGGAGAGGAUUGAGUUUCCAAUGUUCCAGCCCAGCACUCCUGACCCAGCCCCAGCCUCCAACCAAGCUCAGCGACUUCCGUGUGAGGCCUCAGUGUCUGGUGAUACAGAGAGGCUGAAGGAGCCAAGUACUGCCCAGAGCCAUACACCUAGAGACACCAGCCUCAGCCUGGCUCUCAGUCUAGGCCAUUCCACAGACAGCCUGGGCCCCUAUGGGGAGGGAGAUGGAACGGAAACCCAAGUCCAGCAAAAGAGGCCGAGCCUCAUAGAUCGCCAGCCCUCCACUGUGGAGUACCUCCCUGGUAUGAUGCACUCUGGCUGUCCAAAGGGCCUGCUACCUAAGUUCUCCAGUUGGUCACUGGUCAAACUAGGCCCAGCGAAGUCAUACAACUGCCACACUGGUCUGGAACAACCAGGCUUCCUCCCUGGCUCCUCCUUCCUCUUGCCUUGGGACUUGGUGAUCCGCUCUCGCUCAGAGGAUGAUACAGGACUGACGGAGCCUCUGAACGGAGGCACCUCCUCAUGGCCAGCCCCCAACAAGUCACUGGUGGGAAAGAGAGGAAGCACUGGAGGGCUUGGUAGGGGUCGCAGGAGGGAUGAUAUGGCUCGAGUCUUUGUCGGGUUUGAGUAUGAAGACAGCAGGGGGAGACGCUUCAUUAGCUCUGGGCCUGAUAAAAUAGUGAAGGUACUUGGGCCAGGGGGUGCCAAGGAUCCUGCCAGCAGGGUUUUAAACACUGACAUGCCACUGUACAUCCCUUCUCCUUCGCAAGGCCGUGGCCUGAAGCCUCACUUUGCCCAGCUGGCUCGGCUUUUCAUUGUGGUACCUGAUGCCCCACUAGAAGUAACCCUCAACCCACAGGUACAGCCUGGCUCUCCUCCCUGCCCAGUUUUCCAUCCAGAGCAGACAGAUUUAGUGUUGCCACCUGAUGGUCUUUGGGUGCUGAGGUUCCCUUAUUCUUAUGCAACAGACCACGGCCCCUGUUACCCCCCCAAAGAAAACCAACCCCUCAACAACUACAAGGUGCUGCGAGGCAUCCUGAGAGCCACCACUGCUAACCCUCAACCACAAUGAACUUAAACCAAAUAUUAAGACCUUCCCAGACCCAGAUUUAUUUAUUUAUUUACACCUCCUCAUAUAGGAUGAGUAAAUUUAGUUUUCUCCCCGGAUGUUCAUAUUCCCCUGUUGAUUUUGACGACCUCAUGACCUUUCUUCAGAGCACAAGUUAGACAAACUUACUGAAUACCCCCAUGCUCCCAGAGGAAUAACCCACUUGGAACAGUUAUGGCCUUCUCAUAAUUUUGAUUAUUUGACCUUGUUUUAGUCCUGUGUCCUGCAGUCAUGUGUCCCACUUUGUAUAUGUUGUUUUCACUUCUUACAGGGUGAAGAUUGAAAACUAAUGCCAGCAACAGAACUAAGUUACCAUUAAAGCAUCACGUCUCAGUAAUUAGGCUGAACUAAAGUGUAUUCUGCUUCAUAUACAGUAUCUGAAUAGUAACUCACACAUCAUUGGUCCACUGGCGUGAAAGCAGUUGCAACAUUGAUUACUGUUUACAUGUCUAGAUAAACACAGACAAAACCGUGAGUAUGAGUAGAACAUGUUUGUGUGUAAAUAAAAAUAACUUCGGCAUCCUGUGUCAGAUUUUUAUAAUGGUAUGAGUGAGAGAUAUACUGUAUCUGCUCAGUGUU
Monopterus albus (swamp eel) is the source of this 3443-nucleotide messenger RNA. RefSeq names its product SMG8 nonsense mediated mRNA decay factor (gene smg8). Gene Ontology annotation, biological process: nuclear-transcribed mRNA catabolic process, nonsense-mediated decay. NCBI's taxonomy places the organism in Eukaryota, Metazoa, Chordata, Actinopteri, Synbranchiformes, Synbranchidae. The record is from RefSeq and is a predicted model, not a curated record.